Anopheles cruzii is the source of this 1655-nucleotide messenger RNA. RefSeq names its product leucine-rich repeat neuronal protein 3-like. The coding region runs from base 1 to 1437 and encodes 478 amino acids. Gene Ontology annotation, molecular function: protein binding. The record is from RefSeq and is a predicted model, not a curated record. The transcript has a single exon. Lineage: Eukaryota; Metazoa; Arthropoda; Insecta; Diptera; Culicidae.
AUGUGGACCAAAGUGAGCGUUCUUUCGCUGCUGCUCCUGCUCGCUGGUAGCAGGUUGCGUGCUGACGAUGUCGAGCCUCAGCAGGCGGUGUCGCAUCUGUGCAACUUCGAGAAUCCACUGCUCGAUCCGACCGACACCGAAGGCGAUGGCUACUGCGAUUGUGACCUACAGAACGUUCCCCCCUGGGGUGAGCUGGUGGUGAAAAUCAGCUGCCGGAAGCACAACCUCACGGACGCGUUCUGGCCGGAGGACGGCCGCGAGUACCUACCACAGGGAACGGUCCAGGUGGACCUCUCGCAGAACUCCCUUUCGCGCAUUCCGCGGCUCAUCGGCGAAGCGCUCCGUUAUCUGCUGCUCGACCACAACGAGAUUGCGACCGUGCCCGAUAAGGUGUUCGCCGGUUUGGGCAGCCUGCUCGAACUAGACCUGAGCUGGAACCGGCUGGAGGUCCUGGGCACGGACGCUCUGACCGGGCUCGGGUUGGUCAAGAAGAUCGACCUGAGCCACAACCACAUCGCCGCCAUCGAAGUGAACGCCUUCUCGGGUGCGAUCCAUCUGGAGUGGUUGGUGCUGUCCAACAACUCCCUCGGCGAGUUCUUCAACCGGACGGCCGAGACCGACCUGUACCUGCGGCUCGGGGUAACCACGCGCCUCGCCACGAUCGAGCUCGAGCGCUGCAACUUGAUCGACAUUAGCCUCACGAACGGGGCCGGUCUCGAGAAGGCCUUUCUCGGGCACAACCGACUCCAGCAGGUUACCCGGCUACCGAAACAGCUCUCGUACCUCGACCUCAGUGGGACGCCGAUCCGGAGCCUUUCGCCCAAGUUCCUGCCCCAUCUGUUGCACCUCGAAACGCUCGUCAUGCAGGAUAUGCCGAUUCUGUACACACUCGAAGCGUACUCGCUGUACGGGUUGCCGCGUCUGGCGUUGCUCAAUCUGCAGGGCUCGCGGAACCUCUCCGUCAUCCACGCGCACACCUUCGGCGUGGUGCGCAACGAAACGGACACCGCCCUGAAGCGCCUCAUCCUGAAGGGUACCAACAUACGGACGCUGAACGGGUCGCUGGCGUUCGCGUUCGAAAACGUCCGGAUGCUGGAUCUGCGUGGUGCGCCGUUGCGCUGUGACUGUCAGCUGAGGUGGCUACGCGAGAUGCACAACCUGACCACGGUCGGGAUCUGCCUGAAGCCGAGUACGUUGCGCCACCGACCGUUCGGUACGAUCGAACCGCACCAGUUCGAGUGCCGGGCGGAACAGUCGUGGGUCUACACCGUGUUUAACGUGAUCCUGGCGAUCCUGCUCGUCGUCGGCGUCGGGGUGGGCAUCUAUCUGAUCGUGCGUGCAGUCCGGCCACCUUCGAAUGUGCAGCUGCGCAAGGUAGGCGAAAACAGUCCGUACGCUCGGGUAACGAUAGAACCGAACCAGGCCGAAAACUUGUAACACGCGGUGGACCCGACAUGUGGUAGGUUAGGUUAGGGUUAAGUCAAACGCUGCAGAAAGCCAUUCCUUUAAAGUAUGCUAAAGUAUUGCCCUUGGGUCCUAAUUAUAAGGCGUAAGAAGUCGAUUAAUAGGAUGUAAUUAAUUAUAAUGUAAUAGCCGGUAACUUAAAUCGUUUCAAAAUUAAAAGACAAAUCUCCAAAAGGUUUAUGCUCUGUUCA